GUGGAGCACACUGGUUCUGGCUCUGAUGGCUGGAGAGCUCACCCUGGCAAAGGGAAGUUCAGGGUUGGGGUGCACACUGCAGGGGACCCCCAGGCCUUCUUCAUUCUCCGAACCUGGGGACUUUGUGAUCGGAGGAGUUUUUCCCAUCCACUACUAUGUGAUCAUCACUGCGAACAACUACACCAGCCGACCCAAAGCGCCGCACUGUACAGGGAGUUUAAAUUUCCGGGAAGUGCGCUUUGCUAGAACCAUGGUUUUUGCCAUCAAGGAAAUCAACAACAGCUCAGAGCUCCUGCCAGGUGUAACUCUGGGCUACCAGAUCCAUGACUCCUGUGGCUCCUUGCCAGUAGCCGUGAAGGUGGCAUUCCAGCUGACCAAUGGCAUAGAGCCAGUCUUCUUUCCCAACCAGACCUGCUCAAAGUCUGCCACUGUGCAUGCUGUAGUGGGCGAGUCUAACUCCUCUCCUACCAUGGCCAUGUCCAGAAUUCUUGGACCUUUCGGCAUCCCCCAGGUGAGCCAUUUUUCCAGCUGUUCCUGUCUUAGUGACAAGCUGCAGUACCCCACCUUCUCCAGGACCAUACCCAGUGACUAUUUCCAGGCAGCUGCUCUGGCUAGACUAGUCAAGCAUUUUGGCUGGACUUGGAUUGGGGCGGUGAGGAGCGACUCAGACUAUGGGAACAGUGGGAUGGCCGCCUUCCUGCAGGCAGCACAGGCAGAGGGCAUCUGCGUGGAGUACUCAGAGGCGCUCUACAGGACCAACCCCCGUACAAAAGUGCGACGUGUGGCAGAGGUCAUCAGCAGGUCCACGGCCCGCGUCGUUGUGGCGUUCGUAGCCACAGGCGACAUGCUGGUCUUGCUGUCGGAGCUGGAAGGCAUGCUGAUGGCCCCGCUACAGUGGAUUGGGAGUGAGGCCUGGGUCACUAACCACAUAUUGUUGCAGUUCCGUCUGUUUGCCGGUGCCAUCGGCUUUGGCAUCCCUCGCUCAGUCAUUCCAGGGCUGCGGGACUUCCUGUUGGACCUGGGGCCGGCACAGGUUUCCCACUCACCGCUGCUCACAGAGUUCUGGGAGAGUGCUUUCGGCUGCAGCCUGGGGGGAAGUCAGACUGCAGUGGGCCAGAAAACAUGUGAUGGAAACCAGAAUCUGCGAGAUCUGCAGAACCCCUACACAGACACAUCCCAACUGCGCAUCUCCAACAUGGUGUACAAGGCUGUGUAUGCAAUAGCCCAUGCCAUACACAGCGUCAUCUGCACAGACGAACCUAACUCUCCACCCCACUGCAACACAAGUAUCCGAGUUGAGCCACAACAGGUCAUGGAGCACCUGAGAAAAGUGAACUUCUCCAGGAACGGGUACAAAGUCUCCUUUGAUGCCAAUGGGGAUCCGGUGGCCACUUAUGAGCUGGUGAACUGGCAGGUGAUGAGGGAUGGGCACAUGGAGUUUGUGACUGUGGGCCACUAUGAUGCAUCUGCCCCAGAAGGACAGGUGUUGAUCAUGAACAGGAACAUUACCUGGGCAGGUGGCCAGCCACAGGUGCCUGUGUCAGUGUGCAGUGAAAGCUGUCCCCCAGGCACUCGGAAGGCAGUGCAGAGAGGAAGGCCUGUCUGCUGCUACGACUGUGUGCCCUGUGCUGAGGGAGAAAUCAGCAAUGUCACAGAUUCCCUGGACUGUAUCACCUGCCCAGCUGACUACUGGACGAAUGCAGAGAAGGAUGAAUGUGUACCCAAACCUGUUGAGUUCUUGUCCUUCCACGAGGUUCUGGGGAUCAUCCUGACUGGCUGUUCUGUGACUGGGGCCUGCAUGGCCAUCACAGUGGCUGCCGUGUUUUACCGACACAGGGACACUCCCAUUGUGAAAGCCAACAACUCAGAGCUCAGCUUCCUGCUGGUCUUUUCAUUGAAACUGUGUUUCCUUUGUUCUCUUACUUUCAUCGGCCGGCCCUCUGAGUGGUCCUGCAUGCUACGCCACACUGCGUUUGGGAUCACCUUUGUCCUCUGCAUCUCUUGUGUUCUGGGAAAAACAGUAGUAGUGUUAAUGGCCUUCAGGGCUACACUUCCAGGUAGUAAUGUGAUGAAGUGGUUUGGGCCUCUGCAGCAGAGACUGAGUGUUCUUGCUUUCACUCUCAUACAGGUCCUUAUUUGUGUGCUUUGGUUAACAAUAUCCCCUCCUUUCCCCAACAAGAACAUGAAGCACUACAAAGAAAAGAUCAUUCUAGAAUGUGAUGUAGGAUCAGCAGUGGGGUUCUGGGCUGUACUGGGUUAUAUUGGCCUCCUCUCUAUAUUGUGCUUUGCUUUAGCUUUUUUGGCUCGUAAGCUGCCUGACAACUUCAAUGAAGCUAGAUUCAUCACAUUCAGCAUGCUAAUAUUCUGUGCAGUCUGGAUAACCUUUAUACCAGCUUAUGUCAGCUCACCAGGAAAGUUCACUGUAGCUGUGGAGAUCUUUGCAAUUUUAGCUUCCAGCUUUGGUUUGUUUGUUUGCAUUUUUGUGCCUAAAUGCUUCAUAAUAUUGUUUCGGCCUGAGAAAAAUACUAAAAAGCACAUGAUGGGGAAAAUGCCAUCAAAAUCUUUCUGAAGCACAGAAGCAAAUCUCAGUAAUGUUGAUUAAUGAUUGUAUUUGACAUUUCUUUUUGAUUUCUUAUGUAUAUUUCUUUAAGUGAAAAUUGCAUAUAUCUAAAUAUCUUGGAGGACCAAAUAUUUUUCAUCUCUAAUUUUAAUUUAGCUGGAGCCACAGACCCUCAGGGAUUUUAUACCAGCAAUAAAGAUUGAUUAAUCAGGGUGCUUCUGUUUUCUGGUGUUUGUGUAUAAUACACAAUUGUCCAGUCCUCAUUGAAAAUGCACCAAGCAAAGUAGCAAGAUUGGAACUUGACUUAUAUGUAAAACAGAAAAAUGCAACCACAUAAAGCAGGGGUAUCCAAUUUUAUCCAAAAAGGGUUGAUGUGUGUGCAUGUUUUUGCUUUUUUGAUUUUUGCUGCAAGACACUUUAUUCUUAUUAAAUUCUUGAUUUAAGAUGAUGAUUAGUUAAUUAUUUUAUUAGACUUUUUUGCCAAGUGUUAUAUAACUGCUCUAAUUUUUAUUGUGGGCAUUUCUCACUGCUUCUAACAAAACACAUCAUGCGUUUUUACAACACUUAAAAAUACUGCAGCAUGUCCACAGUAGUAAGUAAUCGAGUUGAAUUUAUCAUGUGACUGUCCUUGUAAACAUCACUAUUAAUCAUCAUCUAUAAAAUAUUAAUUAAUUAGUGGCAAUUACUUUAUAAACUUAGGUGCUCCAAAUGGGAUAAUUGUUUCAGAAGGGGCUUAAUAAAAAGGACAUUGCAACCUCUAGCUGACAGAGAACUGAAGUACCAUGUGAGAAUACAAAAGAAGACAAAUUAUUGGCCCUAUUUAUGAACAAAUUUCAGCAGUCUAAGUCACUUAAAAGCUCCUAACAAACAUGCUCCGCCAAGCACUCCUCUUUCAAAGACACUGAGAGCUUUUCUAUAAGACAUGGCAGCCAAAAUACCAUAUCAGUCAAGUUUCUCUGUCCAGCAUUUUUGUACACAACCAUGAGCAAGCUGUAAUGAUUAUUAAUUAACUCACUUAAUUGUGGAACAACACCCAUGUGGAAGCACCUUCUUUCAAAAAAAACGUUGUAGCCCUCAUUACUUAAGUGUUUCCUUUAGUAAGCUGGCAGUUUGGGGAGAGUGGGGAACUAGCUAAUGGUUUUUGUAUUUGGCUCAAUUGUGAAAAUAUUUCUAGAAAUAGAUUCAGCAUUUUUAAUACAAACAGCCUACAUCCCUUGGCUAUGAUUACCCACAACAAUUACAUUUCUGGGACAUACCAUUCGCUAGCAAUCUGACUGAAAGUACCAGGAGAGAAAUGUUACAUUUAACCCUGUGGGUGGGGUAAAAACACACACGGCGGGAGUACACCUAACAGUCUUAAUAUCUUUAAAAGUUAACACAAAGUUAGAUAAUUCAGUACAAUUAAAUGUUAUAUGACACAAACAGCCUGCCUAUAUUGGUAAAUCUAUCACAACACUGUACAAUAUUCUCUGGUUCCUGACUGAUGUUUUCUCUUUUCAGCUGUUACAUUUCACCACGUAGCCUGAAGUUAAAGUUGACUUAAAUAUAUAUAUGAACCUCAGGUCUGAGGUGAACAAAUACAAUCAAUUGGUUAAUGAACAGCAGGCUGUUAAUAUUAUUUUUUUAAAUUUCCAACAUAUCAACAACCUCUGUGGGGGACCCCUGUUAGUGGUGCUCUUUCAGUAUGUCAUUUCCUGCAAAUACAGAUGACUGUUGAUUGUUUGAGCUAUUUAUUUUGCAUUGUAUAGCUAUGCAUUUGUAUGUAUCGUCUUUAUAUUUUGUCAUUGUAGGCUAUUUUGUGCAUUGUACAGUAUGCAGAUGCUUAAGAAAUGUCAUCAUGAAGUCUAUU
Molecule: messenger RNA, 4409 nt
Organism: Anguilla rostrata (American eel)
Lineage: Eukaryota; Metazoa; Chordata; Actinopteri; Anguilliformes; Anguillidae
Product: extracellular calcium-sensing receptor-like
Exons: 6
Coding region: 26-2569 (847 amino acids)
Biological process (GO): G protein-coupled receptor signaling pathway
Cellular component (GO): plasma membrane
Molecular function (GO): G protein-coupled receptor activity
Source: RefSeq, a predicted model, not a curated record